Messenger RNA from Euleptes europaea (tarantolino), 2244 nucleotides. RefSeq names its product metastasis associated 1 family member 2 (gene MTA2). The coding region runs from base 137 to 2149 and encodes 670 amino acids. Lineage: Eukaryota; Metazoa; Chordata; Lepidosauria; Squamata; Sphaerodactylidae. Gene Ontology annotation, cellular component: NuRD complex; nucleoplasm. The record is from RefSeq and is a predicted model, not a curated record. Gene Ontology annotation, biological process: negative regulation of transcription by RNA polymerase II. Gene Ontology annotation, molecular function: transcription corepressor activity; histone deacetylase binding; chromatin binding. The transcript has 18 exons.
UGCUCGAGGCUCGGCCGGCGCCGGCGCUCGCUGCGUGAGGGGGAGAGACGACAACGGCGGCGGGAGGCGAUGAAGAGCGGCCGGGCCCGGAGUUCCUGAGGGGGCCGAGCCGGGCCAGAAGCCCCCCGCCGGAGCCAUGGCGGCUAAUAUGUACCGGGUGGGCGAUUACGUCUACUUUGAGAAUUCCUCUAGUAACCCCUACCUCGUGCGCCGCAUUGAGGAGCUCAACAAGACGGCCAAUGGCAACGUGGAGGCCAAGGUGGUCUGUCUGUUUCGACGGCGUGACAUCUCCAGCAGCCUCAACAGCCUGGCCGACAGCAACGCCCGAGAGUUUGAAGAAGAAUCCAAACAGCCUUCGGUGUCAGAGCAGCAGCGGCACCAGCUAAAGCACCGGGAACUUUUCUUGUCCCGGCAGUUCGAGUCCCUGCCUGCUACCCACAUACGGGGGAAGUGCAGUGUUACCCUGCUCAAUGAGACGGACGUCCUCAGCCAGUACCUGGACAAAGAGGAUUGUUUCUUCUAUUCACUGGUGUUCGACCCUGUUCAGAAGACUCUCCUAGCUGACCAGGGCGAGAUCCGAGUGGGCUGCAAGUACCAGGCAGAGAUUCCUGACCGGCUGGCAGAAGGAGAGUCCGAUAACCGGAACCAGCAGAAGAUGGAGAUGAAGGUUUGGGAUCCCGAUAACCCCCUGACGGACCGGCAGAUCGACCAGUUCCUCGUGGUGGCUCGGGCCGUUGGCACCUUCGCGCGGGCCCUCGACUGCAGCAGCUCCAUCCGGCAGCCCAGUCUUCACAUGAGUGCUGCUGCUGCCUCCAGGGAUAUCACACUGUUCCACGCAAUGGAUACACUGCAGCGGAACGGCUACGACCUGGCCAAAGCCAUGUCCACACUGGUGCCCCAGGGAGGCCCUGUGCUGUGCAGGGAUGAGAUGGAGGAGUGGUCAGCUUCAGAAGCGAUGCUCUUCGAGGAGGCCCUGGAGAAAUACGGCAAAGACUUUAACGACAUCCGGCAGGACUUUCUGCCUUGGAAAUCCCUGGCCAGCAUUGUGCAGUUCUACUACAUGUGGAAAACCACAGACCGAUACAUCCAGCAGAAAAGGUUGAAAGCAGCUGAAGCGGACAGCAAGCUGAAGCAGGUGUACAUUCCCACCUAUACGAAACCCAAUCCGAACCAAAUCAUCUCAGUGGGCUCCAAGCCUGGCAUGAAUGGAGCUGGCUUCCAGAAGGGGUUGACCUGUGAGAGCUGCCACACCACUCAAUCGGCACAGUGGUAUGCCUGGGGGCCCCCCAACAUGCAAUGCCGCCUCUGUGCUUCCUGUUGGAUCUACUGGAAGAAAUAUGGAGGCCUGAAGACCCCGACGCAACUCGAGGGAGCAGCACGCAGUGUCACGGAGCCACACUCCCGGAGCCACAUGUCUCGGCCAGAAGCCCAGAGCCUCUCCCCGUACACCACCAGCGCCAACCGGGCCAAGCUCCUGGCCAAGAACCGGCAGACCUUCCUGCUGCAGACCACCAAGCUGACCCGCAUUGCACGCCGCAUGUGCCGGGAUAUCUUGCAGCCGCGCCGUGCCGCCCGGCGCCCUUAUGCGCCCAUCAAUGCCAAUGCCAUCAAGGCAGAAUGCUCCAUUCGGCUACCCAAGGCAGCAAAGACCCCCCUCAAGAUCCACCCUCUGGUGCGGCUUCCGCUGGCGACCAUAGUCAAGGAGCUCGCUGCGCAGGCCCCCCUAAAGCCAAAAACUCCCCGAGGCACCAAGACGCCCAUCAACAGAAAUCAGCUAACCCAGAACCGAGGCUUGGCUGGCAUCGUGGGCAAGCGAGCAUACGAGAGUGUGGCAGGGGGCGGGCUCCCCUUCUCGGCCAACGGGCGGCCCAUGACUUCCGGAAUGAGGUCGAGCGCUCAGCCCGCCAUCAAACGUCAGAAGCUGAACCCGGCCGACGCCCCCAACCCUGUCGUUUUUGUGGCAACCAAGGACACCAGGGCGCUCCGCAAAGCCCUGAGUCACCUGGAGAUGCGCCGCGCUGCCCGCCGGCCCAACCUGCCGCUCAAGGUGAAGUCGGUGCUGCCCCUCCGGCCUGUGGUGGCCCCCCUGGUGCCCGUGCCCCCAGCCCACCCCGCCAGCACCAGCGAGCCCAUCAUCCUGGAAGACUGAGCGCUGCCGCUUCUCUGGCGUCCCCUCUAGGAUCCUUGUAGCCCUCUCAUCUUAACACCCGCCUGCCCCUUUUUUUCAGUGUCCGAGCCCUGUCU